UUCGACAAUCGACUUCGGCAAUAUACUAGAGGUCUACAAUCGCGGGCUUUCAUAGCUAGAAGCACUUCGUGUUAAAAUCCUGGAAGGAUAUCCGCUGUAUAGUUUUCUGAAACAAUGAUCAUGUCAUGUGUUCACUGCAUAGACGGCGCGCACACUCCUACCCCGCUGAAGCCGGACUCUGAAAUGCCAGUACUGCAGGGAACGUUUACGCCGUGCUCGAAGCGCAACCGAGGGCAGCGCAGCAACGGCAAUCGAGGCUGCACGAUAAACAAGAAGAACCACUUCAGUACGUGGUUCAGCUCCAUCUCAGAUCCUUAGUUUCCGCCAUGCGUAACUAUGGUGCAGUUUGCAACAAAGCCACCCUGGAAAACACGCAAUUCAGAUACAUAUGGAGCACUGUACAUCGACAUCUGAAAGAAGAGAAACAAUCAGCAUGUCAUAAAGUGGUUCGUGGUACGUUCAGUGCGGUUGUUGUUGAGCGGAAGUAGAGGCGUGAACAGUUCUGCUGCGGCGCACGUGGGGUUGCGCAACAAUCGGCUACUCAUCGGCGUUUGAUGUGCGUUACUACAGCGGCGACGAGCUGGAGCAAACCAGUCCAAAAAGAAGGUAUUGCAACCAGAUCCCGAAAAGACAGAACGCAAUCCAAAGGAUUCCGCUGCCACACUUUGCGAGCAUUAGCAACGUCUUUUGUGCUGAUCUACCUUGUAAAGCCAAAGGCCGCCCAAUAUGCAAAAAGCUCUUCCUCGUUUCCAUUAAACUGCUAUUCAUCGAAAGCAGUAUUGCGUGGCGCUGGCUGGUCAGGCAGUGUCUCGUUGAACGCCACCGCUGCCCGUCGUCGCAUUUAUUUCCUGCCAGGUAACAAGAUCUGGUGCUUGGCUCAACAUUUUGAAUACCUGUUAGGUCUGGUAGAGAUGAUACUUCCGGUUGGUUUGGCCGCAUAUCUUAUCGUGACAAUAACGACGACGUGGGAAUUAUUGUUCAUCGCGCUCUUCUUCCUUGUGUCUCGGUAUUUGCUGGACGCCUUCAGUGCCCUUUAUCUACCACACGUAGCUGUGUUUAUUGGCCAGAAGCAGUUUUAUCGGGGCACCAAUGAAACGCCUAUUCCAUCAUAACGCGGCCUGUUUGGUAACGCCCCAGUAUAAUGCCGGCGACUUUAGAGGAGCAGGCCGUAGUGGCUCCUCCAGGUGACCAGACGGCCAUGUCGAGCUUGCCGUUUGAAGACACAGCAGCUGGUCGUCAAGGAGAUAGCGUUGUAAAGGGUGCGAAAGACGACACCUCGAAACAACCAACCGCUGUGGCAUACGCGACUGAAGAUCCACCUUUGCCUUCCGAGGUGAAGAUUCUCCGCCAACAGCCGGUUGAAGCGAACGAAACAACAGUCGAGCGAGGGUCCCAAGUCGCGCGCGAAAAGCUGGAAAAACGCGCAGCUGGUGCCAACUGCAUGAUUUUUCUUGUGGUUGUGUGGCUUGUGUGUACGGGGGUUCUUUUGAUUUUUGCUUUCUCGCCCGUGAAUGCUGACCUCGGUAUCACCUCCAUGUUGCUCGGCGUAUUUAUCGGAAUCAUCGGGAUACUGUCAGUGUCAGCGAAGAGCAAGACAGGCGUGCAAUUAUAUCUGGUUCUGGGCACUGUGCUUUUAUUAUUAACAGUUGCACUCUGGGGAUAUUACAUUUACAUUCUUUUUCGCGCAGCCCGAGCAGCAGCUGAUAUAGCAGCGGACCGUGCAUCUCACUGGGUCUCGGAUACACCGCCCGAAUUACUCCCUGAUCGAUAUGGAUCAGGAGCAGCGGAACUCACCUCGAUUGAGGCAGUUGCAAGGCAAGGAGGAUUGCUACCCGAUGUGCCUCUGGACGAAACAGUCGAACCGUGUCGGAAAGGAUUUGAAGAGUACGGCGCCAAUUAUUUCAAAAGUGCGACAUCUGUUUUCCUAGGCCUGUCUACCCGUGGACAGAUGUGCAACUACUCUCACUACGAUAUCCUUGAUUUCAAGAAAUGGCCUGUCAGUUGCUGGCGGACUUGUGGCUUCGACCACUUGGCAGUCGAUCGUGUACUCGACAACACUCGUCUGGAUGAUCAGAAGGUGAUGGCAGACUUCUUGGCCCACUUAGAGUCCCUGUCACCCCAAGAAACAUCUGCUUGUGUUCUGUAUUCAGUUCGGACAGCCUGUGUGGCUGAGAACACGGCAUACCAUUAUAUUCUCCUUGCAGUCAUUGCCUUCUUGAUUUUCUGGACCUGCUGUGCCUGCAUGUGUUGCAUCCCUGCAUCCUUAUGUGUUGCUGGCAAGUAUUUAUCGGAGCUUAAAAGUUACCAGAAGGACAAGGAAGCGGUGGAGCGACACACACCGCCCGGGGCCGACCAGAUCGAACUUGCCGGUGCUUGAGGCCUAUGUAGGAACCAAUUCACAAACUGUUCCCUGGAAGCAAAGCACUUUUGCAAAGUUUUGGGAUGUGGGCUCAGCUACUACCUGGUGGGUGAUUCUCGUGACUUGUUUUUUCAUGGGGGGCGCAGAAACGUCCCUUCAUGGUAGCAGUGAUCGCAUCCGAGAGAGCCUGCUUAUAUUUGCAUGACUCUCGCCACAGCUUCACUGUAGGUGCUUCAUUAGGUAUUUACAACGCGUAGGACGAACAGUGUCGCUACUUGUUUGUACGUUUCCUCAGGCGGUCUUCCGAUCGUGCAUGGAUGGAACGCAUUGCGUUGUUGUCGCUCUCCUUGAGGAGGCGUGUGUAUGUGACUGUCCAAAUUUGCGACGUUUUUAUUCUGCAAAGGAACGCGUCGAGAAGAAGGCACCAUCUGCUUCGAACCCACAUUCCUUGGUGAAUUUAGAUCUCUGCACGGCGCAACUCUUUCAGAUGUGGAUACAUGCAAACAGACGAUGAGGUGCAAGCUCAGUGCGGGACGAUCGCUUGUCUCCAGGGGAUGUGGCAUCAGUCGGCAAGUUCUAACCCAAAUGCAUGGCAUCUGGUUCCUGAUGCCGCAAUGCCGAAACUCCGCUUCCCCAGAUGGCAUUCUGACGACGAUGGUGGAGGACGGAUGCCCCAGCAUGUCUUCUGUGGGUCAUAACCAUUUCCCUCCGGUGCAUGCUGUCAUCAUUACGUUAUUGCUGGAGCGUCUCUAGAUGGAUCGCACGACCUGGAUUAGAGUAGCACACACAUUCCAGCAAGGGAGUUUCAGACGGCAGCAUCGUUGUUUUGCCAUCGUCGCUUUUGAGGCACAGUAACAAAAGAAUUCCGCUGUGCAGAUAAAAAAAAUUGAGGUUCGUUUGGCGGACUUUGCAGAGACAAGACAACUGAAAAUUCAGCUCAGGGGGGAGACAGCAGUGU
Toxoplasma gondii ME49 is the source of this 3317-nucleotide messenger RNA. RefSeq lists its product as hypothetical. The transcript has a single exon. Lineage: Eukaryota; Apicomplexa; Conoidasida; Eucoccidiorida; Sarcocystidae. The record is from RefSeq and is a predicted model, not a curated record. Bases 1142 to 2377 code for a protein of 411 amino acids.